CCCGAUGUGAUGACUGCUGAACGGUAAGAGCUGUUAACUAGUGUCGGGUUGUGAGACUGCUUCACUGAAGGAGUGAACCAGUCCUCCUAAUUAAGAUAUCCUUUAACUUAAGGGCUGAACAGAUCAUAAUUAAGAUCUCCUUUAUUGAUCAGACUUCUGCGGGGAAUCCGAUUUCGAUAUCCGAACACUUUCGGCAAAGUGACCAAAGACUGUCGGACCAUGUUAGUUAUACCCAACAUACCAGGCCUAACCGAGAGUCAUUAUUACUAACAGAUCGUAUAUAGGGUUAUUAUCGGGGAUACGGACUUUAACGACCAACUCAGACCUGUCUAGGACCACGCAUGCGCACUGGAAGGACUCCGCCCUCUACCUGAGGGAACGCACCUGGACCCGCGAGACGGAAGUGUGGCAGCGCGAGGAGGGGUCGCCCGCAGCGGUCUUUACUUUAGAGAAAAACAAGCAAAGAAACAAACAAACAAGAAGUUUAGAAGUUGAAGCAGAAGGUCGGACUUUUCAGAACUGCCGACCGCUGAUGUUCUCCUCGUCCGAUGGGUGUCAUCGUUCUCAGAAGAACUCAACUCUGAUUCAAACUCAAAGGGUUUGAUUCGGGCUCCGUCUGGCCCUGUCUCCCUGAUGCCUGGGCUCCGCAGGGUGCUGCGGCGGUGGCUCCGCCCUGUGAAGGUGGUGCUGUUGGCGCUGGUGUUUGUGACGGUGCUGUUCCUGAUGCAGUGGGAGGUGGGGCGCCCGGCCCAGGUCCCGGGCGCCCCACCUCCCCCCACCUCGGCGGGGGGGCAGGGCUCUGUGCUGGGCCGGGUCCUGGGCGCCGUCCACCAGCUGCUCCCCGACCUGCAGAUCCGGGCCCCAGAGCGUCGGCGGGGCCCAGGGGGGAGGGGCUGUCCCCCGGGCCGCUACGGCGCCGCCGAGCUGCGCCCCGCCCUGGAGCGCCCCCCCCAGGACCCGCGGGCCCCGGGGGCCUCGGGGGGGGCCUUCCUCACAGACUCCCUGACCCCCGCGCAGCAGCAGGAGAAGCAGCGCGGCGAGGAGAAGCACUGCUUCAACCUGUACGCCAGCGACCGCAUCUCCCUGAGCCGCGGCCUGGGGCCCGACACCAGACCCCCAGAGUGCCUGGAGCAGACGUUCGCCCGCUGCCCGCCGCUGCCGACCACCAGCGUCAUCAUCGUGUUCCACAACGAGGCCUGGAGCACGCUGAUGAGGACGGUGUUCAGCGUGCUGCACACGGCCCCCGCCCGGCUGCUCAAGGAGGUCAUCCUGGUGGACGACGCUAGCGUGGACGAGGCGCUGCAGGGCGGCCUGGACGCGUUCCUCAAGCCGCUGGGCCAGGUCCGCGUGGUGCGCCAGCGAGAGCGGAAAGGUCUGAUCACAGCGCGCCUGCUGGGGGCCUCGGUGGCCACUGGGGACACCCUCACCUUCCUGGAUGCUCACUGCGAGUGCUUCAGCGGCUGGCUGGAGCCGCUGCUGGCCAGGAUAGCGGAGAACUACACAGCAGUGGUGAGCCCCGACAUCACCACCAUCGACCUCAACACCUUCGAGUUCAUGAAGCCAUCGCCCUACGGCCAGAACCACAACCGGGGCAACUUCGACUGGGGCUUGUCCUUCGGCUGGGAGAGCCUACCGGAGCACGAGAAGCAGAGGAGGAAAGAUGAGACCUACCCCAUCAGGACCCCUACGUUUGCUGGAGGCCUCUUUUCAAUCUCUAAAGAAUAUUUCUAUCACAUCGGCAGCUACGACGAGGAGAUGGAGAUCUGGGGCGGCGAGAACAUCGAGAUGUCCUUUAGGGUGUGGCAGUGUGGUGGGCAGCUGGAGAUCCUGCCCUGCUCGGUCGUUGGUCACGUGUUCCGCAACAAGAGCCCCCACUCCUUCCCAAAGGGCACCCAGGUGAUCGCCCGCAACCAGGUGAGGCUGGCCGAGGUCUGGAUGGACGAGUACAAGGAGAUCUUCUACCGCCGCAACCAGCAGGCGGGACAGCUGGCCAUACAGGGGGCCUUCGGAGAUGUCUCGCGGCGGGUGCAGCUCCGUCAACGGCUCCAGUGUAAGACCUUCACGUGGUUCCUGAAUACCGUCUACCCGGAGGUCUUCAUGCCAGACCUUCAUCCUCCACAGUUCGGCUCGGUCAGGAGCGAGGGGAAGGAGGCGUGCCUGGACGCAGGCGAGGACAACGAGGGCGGGAAGCAGCUCAUCAUGUACCCCUGCCACGGGCUGGGAGGAAACCAGUAUUUUGAGUACUCCUCACACCAAGAGAUUCGCCACAACAUUCAGAAGGAGCUGUGUUUGCACGGGAAAGAUGGACUGGUGAAACUGGAGGAUUGCCAAUACAAAGGCAAGCACACGUUGGUGGGCGCAGAGCAGGAGUGGGAGCUGAAAGAUAACCACCUGUUCUACCUCCGAGGGGCCGACAUGUGCCUCAGUGCUGGGAGCGGCCAGCCGGCGCUGGCGGGCUGCGAUGCCUCGGACCGCUCACAGCUCUGGACCUUCAUAUGAGCUCUGGACCUUCAGCUCUGGACCUUCAUAUGAGAGCUCUGGGCCUUCAUAUGAGGUCUGGACCUUCAUAUGAGCUCUGGACCUUCAGCUCUGGACCUUCAUAUGAGCUCUGGACCUUCAGCUCUGGACCUUCAUAUGAGCUCUGGACCGCUCACAGCUCUGGACCUUCAUAUGAGCUCUGGACCUUCAGCUCUGGACCUUCAUAUGAGAGCUCUGGGCCUUCAUAUGAGGUCUGGACCUUCAGCUCUGGACCUUCAUAUGAGCUCUGGACCUUCAGCUCUGGACCUUCAGCUCUGGACCUUCAUAUGAGGUCUGGACCUUCAGCUCUGGACCUUCAUAUGAGAGCUCUGGGCCUUCAUAUGAGGUCUGGACCUUCAGCUCUGGACCUUCAUAUGAGAGCUCUGGGCCUUCAUAUGAGGUCUGGACCUUCAUAUGAGCUCUGGACCUUCAUAUGAGAGCUCUGGGCCUUCAUAUGAGGUCUGGACCUUCAUAUGAGCUCUGGACCUUCAUAUGAGCUCUGGACCUUCAGCUCUGGACCUUCAUAUGAGCUCUGGACCUUCAGCUCUGGACCUUCAGCUCUGGACCUUCAUAUGAGAGCUCUGGACCUUCAUAUGAGCUCUGGACCUUCAGCUCUGGACCUUCAUAUGAGUUCUGGACCUUCAUAUGAGGUCUGGACCUUCAGCUCUGGACCUUCAUAUGAGUUCUGGACCUUCAUAUGAGGUCUGGACCUUCAGCUCUGGACCUUCAUAUGGGCUCUGGACCUUCAGCUCUGGACCUUCAUAUGAGCUCUGGACCUUCAUAUGAGCUCUGGACCUUCAUAUGAGCUCUGGACCUUCAGCUCUGGACCUUCAUAUGAGCUCUGGACCUUCAGCUCUGGACCUUCAGCUCUGGACCAUCAGCUCUGGACCUUCAGCUCUGGACCUUCAUGGGAGCUCUGGAGAAGGGGAUGCCACCGCUGAAAGGAACCGGAAAUUGGCCUUAUUCAGCUGGUGGCCAUCCUGACUCUAAACACUGCAGGGUGAUGGAAUGAAUACGGAGGUUCAGAUCAGAGGCGGAACCAACAUGGCCGCUAGGUAAGGCCUAAGAGACCAGCGGGAUAACUGGUAACUGACAGAUCAGGUUUAAUUAUAUAGAUAUAAAAUUAUGGACUUUUAAUGGGAAAAAAAAAGCGCUUUUACUCAAAUACUUAAAAAAAACCAUUUUAUUUAUCUGCUUUUAAUGCGUCAAUUGCAUUUUUCUGUUUUUACAAGAUAUGUGAUUAGUAUUUUAAAUUCACAGAAUUGUGUUAUGGUGCCUUGUUGAGGUUGAAUAUAUAUAUAUAUAUAUUUUUUUUACUUUUUUUUUUUACUUACUACUUAUUUACACAACCCAUCAAAUGGCUGAAAUCCCUUCAGCAGCGUAAACAGGAUCAAAAAGCUUUAAACAAAGCGGAAUGAAUUACAGCCCAAGAUCCACCCUAUUCACCACCGAGCCUGUCUGACCUCCGUGUUUGGGGCUGAGGACUGCAUUUAUUAUCAGUAUUUAACUUUGAAUGUUCAUAAUCACUUUUAUCCUCUUGAAUAUUCUUUACCGUGAUAUAUUAAUAUUCAUAAUCAAGAUUUACAUUUUAAUCAUAAUCAUGAUCUUAAUAUGCACAAUCAUUAACAUUUCUUUACAAACUACAAUAUUAUCAUUUUUUAUUUUGAUGUUUCAAUGGUAGUUAAAAGUUGCUGUUGCAGAUACGAUUGUAAAACAUUCAAUCAGCUUUUCAAAAGUCUAUAUUUAUAGUUUGUGUUUGAAAAUCUAAUUUUCUAUUUUCUUGCACAACAAGGGAUUGUAAUAAACAGUUUAGUUUGCUAAGAUGUUUCCAUUUAUGGUCAUUACAAACCCUUUCUAAAGGUUAGAAUUUGUUUGACCAAGUUGCUUAUUUAUAUUAUAUUUUCUGAGAAACUUGAUUUAUACCUCCCAGGUGGGAGAUAUUUAGAUUAUAAAUGUAAUUAAUGAGCUGUUGUAUAUUAUUUGUUUCUUGUUGUAUUGUGUGCCACUAAAGAUGUGGAGGCCACUAUGCCCUCAUCUCCUGCUGUUCUGUACACGCAGUGGUCAUCGACCAGGAAGGGGAGGAGCCACUACUGUCCUCACAUUCCUGUGUGAUGUUAGGUCAUCUCCUGCUGGCUCCUCCCCUUCCUGGUCGCUGACCAGGAAGGGGAGGAGCCACUACUGUCCUCAUAUUCCUGUGUGAUGGGAGGUCAUCUCUUGCUGGCUCCAGCCGCUCAUUAACUCAGAUCUUUAUAUCGAUUCUGUUCAUUUGUAAACCAUGGUAAAAAGGAAACGACAUGAAAAGGAUUUUGGUUUUAAUCUACCAUAAGAAACAAAUCGAUUUCUAACAUGUAUAUAACAUUUUGUGCAAAAUGUAUCCGGUUUCACAGAAUAUGGAUCAAAACAAAAUAAAUUAGGCCUGUGACAAUUCUACAAAUCACAACCAGCAUAAAACAAAUGGGACUCGACAUAGACGUUUUAGUUUAGCCACAAUAAAUAAUAAUAUUAUAGACAUGAUUCUGAAUAAAUAUCGAAUCAAUCCAACACAGCAGCUAUUCUUCCUGACCCCUUCCUUCUCGUCUACUUUGGCAAAAUGUAGGGGUAUGUUGAUUUCAGUGGCAUGGUAACGGUAUGUUGAUGUUAGGGGUAGGUUGAUUAUAGGGGUAUGUUGACUUCAGUGUGAUGUUAGCCUUCAGUGCGUUUAUCUCUGAGCCAUUCGAGGCACAGACAGUUUUACCUGAUGAUAAUGAUUGGAAGGUAUUGAGGGCAGGGCAGAUAUUCCGUAAUGCAGGGGCUAAGAGCUUAACAAGCACAAUGCUUUCGUGAACUAUUAGUGUGGGAAAGAUUUUUUUUUAAACUCGGAGGCUAUUGAAUAUAUGAUAAGAGGCUUAAUAUAGUCAUGGUUUCACUUAUGCUAACCUGUUCUUUCAUACCUCAUAAAAAUAUACAUAUAUUGGGAAAUAUAUAAUUGUUUUGAUUGAACACUAAUUUAUUUCCCUCUUAAUCUUUGAUCAUUUCGUAAAUGAUUUCAUGUAGAACACUAAUUAAUGGGCCUGCAUGAUUAUCAUCUCAAUUGAUAGACAUACAAGUCCUAACAGUGGAAUAUGUGUAAACCUGUUCUCAGUUCCAUUACUAAAACACUAAUAGCUGUGGUCCCCCGGAAAUGUUUCAACUAUUUCAAGUUUCCAUCUAAUCCUAUUUCCACCAAAUGUCCAUGACUGUAAGAUGUUAGUGAUCCUUUAGGGCUAGUUGUUAGUGGACAUGACCUUGAGGGGGUACAGUACCCUGUUAGCUGUAAGGGGGAAUUUAGGGGGUACAGUAUCUUGUAAGUUGUUAGUGGACAUGCCCUUUAUGGGGUACAGUACCCUUUUAGCUGUAAGUGGUCAUAAUCUUUAGGGGGUACAGUACCCUGUUAGCUGUGAGUGAACCUUUAGGGGGUACAGUUCCCUGUUAGCUGUGAGUGAACCUUUAUGGGGUACAGUUCCCUGUUAGCUGUGAGUGAACCUUUAUGGGGUACAGUUCCCUGUUAGCUGUGAGUGAACCUUUAGGGGGUACAGUUCCCUGUUAGCUGUGAGUGAACCUUUAGGGGGUACAGUUCCCUGUUAGCUGUGAGUGAACAUUUAGGGGUUACAGUUCCCUGUUAGCUGUGAGUGAACCUUUAGGGGGUACAGUUCCCUGUUAGCUGUGAGUGAACCUUUAGGGGGUACAGUUCCCUGUUAGCUGUGAGUGAACCUUUAGGGGGUACAGUUCCUUGUUAGCUGUGAGUGAACCUUUAGGGGGUACAGUACCCUGUUAGCUGUGAGUGAACCUUUAGGGGGUACAGUUCCCUGUUAGCUGUGAGUGAACCUUUAGGGGGUACAGUUCCCUGUAAGCUGUGAGUGAACCUUUAGGGGGUACAGUUCCCUGUUAGCUGUGAGUGAACCUUUAGGGGGUACAGUUCCCUGUAAGCUGUGAGUGAACCUUAAUGGGCUGCAGUAGCUAUCCAGAGUGCUUCUGGGAUGUUCCUGCCACAUGUUAGACGUCAUGUUGUGUAUUAAAGAGAUGCCAAGUGAAGUCAGGGAGCAGUGUGGCAUUCCUUUAGAAAAACACAAAAGAUUACUGACAAGAAAAAUUAACAUUAUAUAUACAGUAUUAUAAGAUAUAAUAUACCUGUGUAUGUGUGUGUGUAUAUAUAGAUAUAGAUAUAUAUGUGUAUUCGCAAUAAACAUUGGCCAGCUUUUCUGAAACACCAUUGGGUUUCUUAAGACAGCAUGCGUAUAACUAUAAAGAUAAUGUACAAUAUAAAUGAUGCUCUGCAUAACUCAUAAACAAACUUUCUUUUGCACAUUUGACACAUGUAGUAGACGUAGUCUAUAUAUUAUAUAUACGGUUCAAUUUUGGCUUGAAAUUGGGCCUUCAACUCUGAAAGGACCAGACUCAUUGCUCUGCAGAACACGUGUGUGUGCUCAUUCUCAUCCUGGCGUCAAAAUGGCAUAGU
Molecule: messenger RNA, 6991 nt
Organism: Gadus chalcogrammus (walleye pollock)
Lineage: Eukaryota; Metazoa; Chordata; Actinopteri; Gadiformes; Gadidae
Gene: galnt3
Product: UDP-N-acetyl-alpha-D-galactosamine:polypeptide N-acetylgalactosaminyltransferase 3 (GalNAc-T3)
Exons: 11
Coding region: 634-2499 (621 amino acids)
Cellular component (GO): Golgi apparatus
Source: RefSeq, a predicted model, not a curated record